Molecule: messenger RNA, 1130 nt
Organism: Hyaloscypha bicolor E
Lineage: Eukaryota; Fungi; Ascomycota; Leotiomycetes; Helotiales; Hyaloscyphaceae
Exons: 1
Coding region: 280-825 (181 amino acids)
Molecular function (GO): kinase activity; ATP binding
Source: RefSeq, a predicted model, not a curated record
GGAGGAAGUUGUGAGGGGUUAGCGUGGUUUUAAGCGAAGCACUAGCCUAGACUGCCUAUUUGACAAUCACGUCCAAAUCCAUUAAGAACCAAGUACUCCUGCACCCCACAUCUCCUCUUAAAUCGACCAGGUGCAAGGUCUUGCCUCAAGCACUUCGCGUCUCUGUUCAGCAGUCUCGCCCUCGAGAUCAUCCUCCUAAACCCAAAUUUCCUAUCUUUCUACCCCAAACCCCUAGAGUUCGGUCCAUCAAUUGAUCCCCCACGCAAACUCCUUAUCCAAAUGGCCGGUGCGCCGGGUUCCGGGAAAAGCACCCUUGCGAACCUGCUAGCACAAUCUCUCAACGGAGUAGUCAUCGACCACGAUCUAAUCCGCUCCUUCUUCCUCUCCACCUCGAUCCCUUUCACUCAGUCCGCAAACUCUCAUACAGCUUCCAAUGGGUGCUCGCCUCCGAUAUACUUAAACAAGGACGUAGCGUUGUUAUCGAUAGUACUUGUAAUUACGAUGAGACGCUCAACCAAGGGAUGGCGCUUGCGAAGCAGUGUGGGGUCGAGUAUAAGUAUGUGGAGUGUAGAGUUGAGGAGCCAGCGGUCUGGUGUGUGUCUUCCGCCGCCUGAUGCUGAUGCUGAGGGUGGGGGAAGCAACGAAGACUGCCAUAAGCUCUUUGAGAGGUGGAUUGAACACCCCUGUCGCCUGGAGAGCGAUGCCAUUAUUGUGGAUUCAGCGGCCAGCCCCGAGAAGUGUCUUGACUUCGUACUCAAGCAAGUUCUGCCUUCAGCUGGUGGCCAAUCAGCUGAGUGUGUAGCUUCGAACUUUGCCGAUAGCUGAGGCAGUAUGAAGCUUCUCUCGGACAAAUUUCGUAGACGUAUCUCGUUGGGACGCGAGUGGAGCAGGGGCGAACAUGGUAUUGAUGAAUUCUGUUCACUUGGGAUGAGAGUGGUUCUUCGGCCAGCCUAACCCUAGUCCUCGGGCGCAAUGACGAGGUGAAAACUCGUAAAAUGUGCUCGCACGACGGCAAUGUACGUCAACUUCUUUGAGUCCAGAGGUGAAUAAGGAAGCAGGCCUAUUCGUGAAGCCCCUGAGUCCCGGAGCUGCGCCAUUUUGAUUGUUCGCCUGUAUGCCCCAGCCAGUCG